Messenger RNA from Mycosarcoma maydis (corn smut), 684 nucleotides. RefSeq lists its product as uncharacterized. Gene Ontology annotation, molecular function: acetylpyruvate hydrolase activity. The transcript is spliced from 2 exons. The record is from RefSeq and is a predicted model, not a curated record. The coding region runs from base 1 to 684 and encodes 227 amino acids. Gene Ontology annotation, cellular component: mitochondrion. NCBI's taxonomy places the organism in Eukaryota, Fungi, Basidiomycota, Ustilaginomycetes, Ustilaginales.
AUGGCCUCCUCAUUUCUGACACGGGGAAAGAAAAUCGUUGCUAUCGGACGUAACUAUGCAGCUCAUGCCAAGGAGCUCAACAAUGCCGUGCCUACCGAACCUUUUUUCUUCCUGAAACCCACUACUUCCUACCUUGCCAACAAUGGUACCGUUGAGAUUCCCAAAAACAUCCUUGCACACUUCGAGGUUGAGCUUGGCGUGGUCAUCGGCAGCCCUCGAGUUCGCGAUGUCUUGGCUGCUGAUGCAAUGAAGCACGUUGCAGGCUACACCCUCUCCAUCGAUAUGACCGCACGCAACCUGCAAGACAAGGUUAAAUCCAAAGGCCUUCCUUGGUCCUCUGCGAAAGGGUUUGAUACUUUCACCCCAACCUCAGGAUUCAUCGACAAGUCUCGUGUUCGUGACCCAUCCAAGCUGAGAUUGUGGCUCAAGGUCAACGAUCAGGUCAAGCAGAAUGGCACAACGGGUGAUAUGAUCUUUGGUAUCCCAGAGUUGAUCGAGCACGUUUCGUCAAUUAUGACGCUGGAGGAGGGGGAUCUGCUGCUGACAGGUACACCGCAGGGUGUAGGCGAGGUCAAGGAUGGCGAUGUAAUCAAGUGCGGUCUGGAAGAUCAGUCAGGUAACCUGCUUGAACAGCUCAAGAUCAACGUAGCCAAUCGUGUUGGUGGAUACGAGUUCAAACUCUAA